This is a messenger RNA of Penicillium antarcticum, 954 nucleotides long. RefSeq names its product Zn(II)2Cys6 transcription factor domain-containing protein. The record is from RefSeq and is a predicted model, not a curated record. Gene Ontology annotation, biological process: regulation of DNA-templated transcription. The transcript has a single exon. Gene Ontology annotation, molecular function: DNA-binding transcription factor activity, RNA polymerase II-specific; zinc ion binding. NCBI's taxonomy places the organism in Eukaryota, Fungi, Ascomycota, Eurotiomycetes, Eurotiales, Aspergillaceae. Bases 1 to 954 code for a protein of 317 amino acids.
AUGUACAUUCCAACCACAGUUUCCUCCUUUCUCAACUCCCCGAUCACAAUGGAUUUCACAGCCCUCCACCGACUACAAGACCCAGGCAUAAUAAAAGCAAGCAAACGACAAGGCCGUCGACCAGGGAAAUCAGCCUGUGCUGCCUGCCACGCGCGCAAGAAACGAUGUGAUAUUAGUCCACCUUCGUACCAGUGUACGCACUGUCGGAAGGAGGGUCAGGUUUGUAUAUCGCGAGAUCCAAUUGAGAGGUAUCACUCCAUUCAUUUCAUGUUCUCUAUCUGCUUGAACGUGGGGACUAACAUUGGACCUCGGCACGUUAGACCUACUCGCCACCGAAUCUCCAAUUCCCACCCCAACAAACUCGCCUCAAAUAACGAUCACGAUAAUGAUAACAAUAACAAUGUCUCCGACGACGAAUACAGUGGGAAUAUAUUGCCCUUCCCUAAAGGAAUCGACCAUGAAAUUCCACGCUGGAGUGCGGCGUUCUCGAUGUUCUCGGAGAUGCGCCGAUUAUUGGCUCCCCCUUCGCCAGAAAGUGAGGAGGAUUGUGCAGAGGAGGAGGAGGAGGAGGAGGAGGAGGAGGGAGAGGGGGACGAGGUGCAUGAUUCUAAUGUAACGGGCGCAAGAGUGAAAGAGGAUAAAGGAAAUGAACGUGGCAUUGAGAGGAAAGAACAUGUUUCAUUUGAGCUUGGGUCUGGGGAACACUCUCGUGGUAUCCUCGACGAUACUUUUUCAGAUGGAGUGUGCAUCAAGGGAAUUAGUAUACCGGCUUCUGACUCUGUGUCUCAAUCUCCAGCUUCGUCCGGGAGGCCAGAGUCCGGGUCUGUAUUGGCAGCUUGCAGGACUGAAAUUAUGCAUGGGGAUCUUCCUUCGAUGGGAGAUGUGAGAGUGAGUGGACACGAUACAGACGCGCGUGUGUUUAUGGAUGAUCUCGAUGCGCUGCUUAGAUUUUGA